Messenger RNA from Rotaria socialis, 1698 nucleotides. Lineage: Eukaryota; Metazoa; Rotifera; Eurotatoria; Philodinida; Philodinidae. The record is from the annotation of a GenBank genome assembly.
AUGAAAUUAAAAAAAAAGAAGAAAACUAAUGCUGCAUGUUGUCAAAAAUAUCGUCAAAAAAUCAAAUUAAAACGAUUACAAAGUAAGCAUUUUGACAAAACAAUUAGAAAAAAAGAGUCAACAAGAAAAGCAAUGUAUCGUACAAAAAUAAAACAACGACAACAACAAGAACAAUCAAUACUAUCAACAUCAACUAUCACGAUAUCCAGAAAUAAUCUUCGAAAAAUUGAAGGUCGUCAACGUCGUCGCCAAAAUGCUUCAAAAUUAAAGUCAGAUGAAGAGAAGUUACAAGAUUCAAAUAAAAAAUUAGAAAAUGAAAACAGGAGAUUGAAAGCACAACUUGCCUCUUUAUUAAUAUCAUCAUCAUCAACACCACCAGAAGCAACUACCGGCACAAGAACAACCACAUCAUCAUCAAAUUUUCUUUUUAAUAACCUCAGUCCAGGUGCUAAAAAACGUGCUGCAGCACGUAUGAGAAGAGAAAAGCAAAAUUUAGCACGUGGUACUAUGGAACGUGUUCAUAAUGAAUUUGGUAUUAAUUUAUCUAACAACAAUUUAGCAUCAACGGGAACAGUAUCAACUUCGAAAGAACUUGCUAGUGCUAUUGAACAGUUUAUUAUUAAUGAUGAAAUCACACGAUUAACACCAGAUAAAAAACAAAUUAUUGAUGGCCAACAAGUACGUUUGUUAUUAAACCAUUUGAUUAAUCUUCAUCAAAGAUUUAUUCACGAAACACGCUAUGACUGUUCUUUUUCUACUUUUACAAGACAUGUCCCAUCCUAUAUUGUUUCACCUAAACCACAUGAAUGGGGUACAUGUUUAUGCAUGAGUUAUUUAAAUCCACAAAUAAAAUCUGAAAGAAUUAAUCAACUGAAAAAUUCUCAUCCUAUUUUAAAUAAUUUAUCAACAUUAUUAAAUGAUGAUAUAACAUCAGUAACGAAUGAUAAAAAUAAGGUGGAAGAAAUUUUGAAAGAAUUAGAUUCAUUAAAAAAUGCAUCAUUUACAAUAACCUAUACGGAAUGGAUUAAAAAAAAGAGUGAAAAAGAGCCUUCAAGAACAUAUGGAAAUGGUACAUGCUCAAUUCAAAGCGCUUAUUAUUAUGAACAACAGGUGUCUAUAUCAGCUGGAUAUGUUUUGAAAAAGAAUAAUUGUUUUAGUUUCGAUUGUUUAUCAGAUGAAACGCGUCAUAUGGCAGAAUAUACAUGGGUAGCUAUUCGUGAUUUACAGGAUGAACUUCUUGAUGGGACAAGAGAUGGAAAAGUCUCUGAAUUAAAUUUUAUAUCUGAUUUGCCAUCUAGUCAAUAUAGAAAUAAAACAACUAUAUAUUUAUUAAAACAUUAUGCAACAAUUAGGAAAAUUACAAUAAGGUGGUUGUUUCUAGGUAGUGGUCAUGGUAAAGGUAUUUCUGAUACUAUUGGUUCUUCAAUCAAGCGUUUAUUCGACGAUGCAAUUAGAUUAAAUCCUGAUGAAUCAUUUAAUGCUGCUGAAGAAUUAAUGAAUAAAAUAAAAGGUUCAACAAAUAUUCGACUAUAUUUAUAUAAAAAAGAAGAUGUUGAUUCUUUUCUGCAACAAAUUCCAUCAUUAACAACAGUUAAAGGAACAUCUAUGUUCCACGAACUUAUUGCUAAACCUAAUGGACAAAUUUUUGCAAAAAAUAAAUCGGAUGAACAAGAGACUUUAUUACAAACAAAAUUUUAG